Messenger RNA from Anolis sagrei ordinatus, 2027 nucleotides. RefSeq names its product transmembrane protein 205 (gene TMEM205). The record is from RefSeq and is a predicted model, not a curated record. Lineage: Eukaryota; Metazoa; Chordata; Lepidosauria; Squamata; Anolidae.
GGGCGGGGCUACGUCAUUGCGCGAGCCGCUGGGAAAGCAGGAAGAGGUCUGUCUUGCUACAAAGAUGGUCACUGAAGGCGAGCCAAGCGUCCUUAUCAAGCUCCUCCAGCUUUUCGUCCUUUCCACAGCCUGGGGGAUGCAGAUAUGGGUGACCUUUAUUGCUGGGUUUGUCCUUUUCCGAGGAGUAAGUCGGCAUACCUUUGGCCUGGUCCAAAGCAAGCUGUUUCCUUUCUAUUUCUACACCGUACUUGGCUGCACUUUUGUGAACCUCUCCGUCUUUGCUAUGUACCACCCACGGGAGCUUCUGGAUGCCAGGGAAACAAUCCAGAUCGUGCUCUUUUUUGCUUGCCUCGUCUUGACCUUGGCGAAUGCCUCCUGGUUCUCCCACGUCACCACCAAGACCAUGUUCAAGAUGCAGGAGAUUGAAAAGGAGCACGGACUCGGGGCAGAAGUGGGACUGUCGGGCCAGAAAGAAGCUUACCAACACCUGAAGGAGAAGGAUGUCAAGUAUCGGGGCCUCCGCCAGAAGUUCUUCAAGUUCCACGGCUUGUCCUCCCUCUGCAACCUGGCCUGUGUCAUCUGCACAGGGGUGAAUUUGGCAUUCAUGGCACUGCACCUGGACAGCCUGUAGGUGGCACCCUGUCCCUCUAUUUACAGUUUUCCUGGCUCUUACUGCAGGAUCUAUUUUCUAAUUCACAAAACCGGAUCUUCCUCCAUAACUGAAGCUUGCGUUCUGGUUGACCCUGCUAAGUAAUGACUUUGGCAAUGGUCAAAAAUCAAUACCUUUGGGUGACCGAUUGUGGGAGCAACGGCCCAUUUCUGAAACAGAUGUAUUUUGUUUCCUUACUGGAAGAUAAUAUUUUGAGCACAGAUCUUUUUUUGCCCAGACUUCAAAAAUGCCAUUUUUAUAUCUUGGACUCAGUAUGGCUGGCAGCUAUAUUGAACUUUUAGAAAAUAUGGUGACACUUCUAAAUAGAGACAAACUAAUAUUGUACCCUAUACUUGUUUUAAACCAUGGAGACCAUAAUCUGAAAUGGAGCCCCCAGUGGCGCAGUGGGUUAAACCCCUGUGCCAGCAGGACUGAAGACCAACAGGUCGCCGGUUCGAAUCUGGGGAGAGGCGGAUGAGCUCCCUCUAUCAGCUCCAGCUCCAUGAAAGAAGCCUCCCACAAGGAUGGUAAAAACAUUUUUAAAAAUCCAGGUGUCCCCUGGGCAACGUCCUUGCAGAUGGCCAAUUCUCUCACACCAGAAGCGACUUGCAGUUUCUCAAGUCGCUUCUGACACAACAAAAAAAAGGUCUGAACUUUGCUAAAUGAAGACCAAAUUUAUACUAGCUGCCCAAAUUAUGUUGUCUUUUGUAUUUUCCAUAAUUGGCAAGAAGUAUUUCAAACCACUAAAGCCGUUUUUAACAUGGGAGCUCAUUCCGUUCAUCUGUGCCUGAGUAAACGGCAUAUAGAUUGCACUGUUUGUGAUUCUUUUGAGUUUCUUAAUUUCUUGUGGUAUCUCUGACUGUGUGCCUAUUAAUGCAUAGAUUUUUUUUAAAAAACCUAUAUCAGGUGCAGUUUAAGCCCAAGCACCUCUUUUGGCAAAAUAACUAGCAAUACAUUAUUAUGGGUAGGAGCCCCCGGUGGCGCAGUGCGUUAAAUCCCUGUGCUGGGAGGACUGAAGACCGACAGGUCGCAGGUUCGAAUCCGGGGAGAGGCGGAUAAGCUCCCUCUAUCAGCUCCAGCUCCUCAUGCGGGGACAUGAGAGAAGCCUCCCACAAGGAUGAUAAAACAUCAAAUCAUCCGGGCGUCCCCUGAGCAACGUCCUUGCAGACGGCCAAUUCUCUCACACCAGAAGCGACUUGUUGCUCCUGACACGAUAAAAAAAAUUACUAUGGGUGCAUCUAAACUCUAAAAUUAGUGCAGUUUGAUAUCACUGUAAUUGCCACGGCUCAGUGCUAUGGAAACUUGGGAGUUGUAGUUUUACAAGGUCUUUAGCCUUCUCUGACAAAGAAUUCUGGGGCUUUACCAAACUGCAAAUCCC